AUGGACACCACUCCAGCGACAUCGACACCCCACGCACUGUUCGCUCGUGCGGCCCAGUUUCCUGACGCCCCCGCCUACCACACCAAAGUGGGCGACUCCUGGAAGGGCUACACCUGGGCCGAGUUCGCGGGCCUGGUGCGGUCGGCCGCCAAGGGCCUGAUCGCCCUGGGCUUCGAGCCGCUCGCCAAGACCUGCAUUCUCUCCAACACCCGCCUCGAGGUGUCGUACAUCGUCAACCACAGCGAGUCGACCGUCAUCUUCGUCGAGGAUCGGGCUCAGUUCGCCAAGGUGGAGGCGGAGAAGGAGCACUUGCCCCUGCUCAAGCACGUUAUCAUCUUCAACGGCGAAACCGCGGAGAGUCCGCUGGCCAUGUCGUGGGGGGAUUUCCUGGGCAGGGGCGCCGGCGUGGCCGACGACGACGUGGAGAAGCGGCUCAACGCCCUUGAGCCCACCCAGUGCGCCAGCAUGAUCUACACCUCCGGAACGACGGGGCCGCCCAAGGCGGUGAUGCUGUCGCACAGCAACCUGUCGUGGACCGCCAGCACCGCAAGCCAGGUCUUCCAGGCGCAGGCGGGCGACUGCUGCGUGGCGUUCCUGCCGCUGUCGCACAUCGCCGAGCAGAUGUUCACCAUCCACAUUCCUCCCGUCUCGGGCCACCAGGUUUACUUCAACGAGAGCCUGGAGAAGCUGGUGCCCACCCUGAAGGAGAUCCAGCCCACACUCCUCUUCUCCCCGCCCAGGAUCUAUGAGAAGCUGAACUUGGCGCUGGCCUCCAAGUUACCGCCCGGUGCCAAGCCCGACCAGCUGCCCGUCGAGGUCAAGAAAUCGCUCAUCGAAGCCGUCGGCCUCAGCCGCGCUCGCUGGGCGGUGGUGGGCGCGGCGCCCAUCUCGCCGGACGUGCUGCGCUUCUUCGCCGGCCUGGGCCUCACCAUCUGGGAGGUCUACGGCCAGUCCGAGGACUCCGGACCCACCUCCUGCAACGUGCCCGGCAAGGUCAAACUCGGGUCGGCGGGUCCACCCUUCCCGGGAGUGGAGGUGGCGAUCGCGGAGGACGGCGAGGUGCUCGUCCGGGGACCCAACGUCUUCCUCGGCUACUACAAGGACCAGGCGGCGACGGAGGCGACGCUCAAGGACGGGUGGCUGUACUCGGGCGAUCUGGGCCGGAUCGACGAGGAGGGCUUCCUGCACAUCACCGGCCGCAAGAAGGACAUCAUCAUCACCGCGGGCGGCAAGAACAUCACCCCGGCGAACAUCGAACACGCCAUCAAAGCCCACCCCCUGAUCGGUGAGGCGAUCGUGAUCGGAGACAGGCGGCCUUAUCUCGUUGCGCUCGUCACCCUGGACGCCGACGUCGCUGCCGUCAAGGCCAAGGAAAAGGGUGUGACGCCGGCCGAGUUCGCGGCGGAUGCGGGAGUGCGCGCGCUGAUUGAGGCCCACAUCGAGACCGUCAACGCCGACCUGGCCCAGGUGGAGACCGUCAAGCGGUUCUCCGUCCUUCCGCACCCGUUUGCCCUCGAAAGGGGCGAAGUUACGCCCACAAUGAAGCUGAAGCGCAACGUGAUCCACAGCAACUACGCCGCGGAGAUCGACGCCAUCUAUGCCCAGCCCUUCACUCGAGCUGACGCCUGA
This is a messenger RNA of Acanthamoeba castellanii str. Neff, 1629 nucleotides long. Its product is annotated as AMPbinding enzyme domain containing protein. NCBI's taxonomy places the organism in Eukaryota, Discosea, Longamoebia, Acanthamoebidae. Bases 1 to 1629 code for a protein of 542 amino acids. The record is from RefSeq and is a predicted model, not a curated record. Gene Ontology annotation, molecular function: long-chain fatty acid-CoA ligase activity. The transcript has 14 exons. Gene Ontology annotation, cellular component: endoplasmic reticulum; membrane.